This is a messenger RNA of Mus pahari (shrew mouse), 2522 nucleotides long. RefSeq names its product myelin protein zero like 3 (gene Mpzl3). NCBI's taxonomy places the organism in Eukaryota, Metazoa, Chordata, Mammalia, Rodentia, Muridae. Gene Ontology annotation, cellular component: membrane. The coding region runs from base 39 to 749 and encodes 236 amino acids. The record is from RefSeq and is a predicted model, not a curated record. The transcript has 6 exons.
CGUAAAGAGGGUGUGUAAGUGUCGGAAGAGCUGUCGGGAUGCAGCAGGCAAGAGGAACAGUAGGAGGCCGUGGCUGCGCUCUCUUUCCACUGCUGAGCAUCCUAGUCGUCCAGGGUGUGCAUAUAGUCCUCUCCUUGGAGAUAAGUGCAGAUGCUCAUGUCCGAGGAUAUGUGGGAGAGAAGAUCAAGUUGAAGUGCACCUUCAAGUCGUCUUCAGAUGUCACCGACAAGCUGACCAUAGACUGGACAUACCGCCCUCCCAGCAGCAGCCGCACAGAGUCUAUUUUUCAUUAUCAGUCUUUCCAGUACCCGACCACAGCGGGCACAUUCCGAGACCGGAUCUCCUGGGCCGGAAAUGUCUACAAAGGGGAUGCGUCCAUCAGCAUCAGCAACCCCACUCUAAAGGACAAUGGGACGUUCAGCUGUGCUGUGAAGAACCCUCCAGACGUGUACCAUAAUAUCCCCCUAACAGAGCUCACGGUCACAGAAAGGGGGUUCGGCACCAUGCUGUCCUCUGUGGCCCUUCUCUCCAUCCUCGUCUUCGUCCCCUCGGCAGUGGUGGUCAUUCUGCUGCUGGUGCGGAUGGGGAGGAAGGCAGCAGGGGUGCAGAAGAGGGGCAGGUCUGGCUAUAAGAAGUCUUCCAUUGAAGUUUCCGAUGACACUGACCAGGAGGACAGCAAUGACUGCAUGACAAGGCUUUGUGUCCGCUGUGCGGAGUGUCUGGAUUCGGACUAUGAAGAGGCAUACUGAUGAAGUGUGCACGUUGCAAGAAGUGUUACCUAACAACAGGAAAUAUCCACUCCCCUGGCCAGGAGUGCCAUUGGCAAGGACAGCAGUGAUAGAAGAUUCUGAAGGUCAUCAGUGAAGACCCUAAGGACCACUUAUUUAUUGAAGAAACAUUUAUUUUGUAUUUAUAAACUGUACAGAAACUCCCAGAAGGGACUCAUGACUUCCCUUCUUAAUAAUACACUCUAACUGAACAAUGAAAUUCUUGAACAGAAACAGUGCUUGGGUUACCUUCACUCUUGAAUGUAGUUCAUGGUUUCUUCCAGUUGCCUGAAGGAGACCAAAUGUCUGUCACUCUGCUGAUGCCAAAAUUGUACUUUUUUAAUGGUGUGGAGCUUGUAGCUUCCUGAUGAUGUGCCAAUGAACAACAUGCCCAUUCGGGAUGGAUAGCCUUGGUUUCUUCUCCGAUGUUCUCCGGCCAGCGUUCGGUAUGCACUACUUGGUUUAACGGUCAUCAGCUGUGUUUAGGGGACAUGCAGUAUUUAACCCCGAUUCCUUUUGACUCAGUAGGUUUACAAGUUGUAGGCUUGUUUGGACUGGGCCUUUUAAGUAUUAAACCAUUGUCAAUUUACAGUCAAGGAAACAGUUUUUGAUGUAGAGGAAUCUUUCCCAUUUGUCUUGCUAGCUAUACUUUGGGCCACAGAACCUUUGCUAUUUUGUGUUCCUGAAGCUGACUAAUUUGUGGUUUCCUUCUUGGGUUUUUAAGUUAGAGGCAAGAAAUGUCUCUUAAGAAGGUUUUUAGUGGCGACUUAGAAAAUAUUUUUAUAGUCCUUUGCUUUGGGCCUUUUGACGUUUCUCGUGUUGUUUAGAACUUUGGUUCUCAGUGGCACCAGAAGUGGGUAUUGUAUCUGCAGGCUGGUUUGCUCAGUACUGGAGAUAUGCAGGACAUCUCCCCUUUCUACACUCAGUGCCUUGUAACCCACACCUCUACUCUCUUCUAGCAACAUAUUUGUUAUUUGAAUUUACACUGGGUUUUCUGUAAACCACUAAGAUGUGCCUGACUUAUCGGAAGGAUGAGCAUGUGUGCAAACACCGCUCUCCAGAGAGAGUCACUGAUGACCCCUCCCCCAGCCUUGGUUGGCUCAACAUGGAGGUCUUCAUGGUUCUUCCCAAAGCAGCUUGGGAGGCCUCCAAAUUACAGUGUUAUAUACUAUGUAUUUUAUAAAAGUCACUCUACUUACCACAAAGAUCUUAUGUUUGAAACCAGAAUCAUUAACUCUGUUUGAAAGACUUGUUAACUUAGCCUGCUGAUUCAUGAUUGUGAUUUACCUCUGGUUAUAGAAGCUCUUGGAAGAGGCAGAAUGGGAACUGGCAUUUUACAUUUCUGGUCGUUAGAUUCCACAGUUCUUUGGGCUACUUGUUAAAGAUGAAGUUGUCCAUGGCCAAUCCCGUGAGACCCAUUCUGAUGGUUCAACAGAGAAAAGAAAACAUUCAGGCACCAAGCAUACAUACUUUGGGCACUUGCAGAGCUGAAGAGAGUGACCCAAUUGGGAGGGGGCAUGCUGUGGGCCUCACUGUUCUGACAGAGUCAUUACAAGAACUCAUUUAAACCAUCAUUCUAUGGCAAUGAGGGACCAAUUUUAGUGUCUUAGGAUAUUUUGCAAGCAUAUUGUGAGCUUUUGUCUAGCUCAGACCUUAGUGAGUUCAGUGACUGGCCGAUGCCUGAUGAAUACUUGUGUACACUGUUGUGUAGCCUGUUUUAAAAUGGGUCUUUUCGCCGGGCAGUGGUAGCACACG